CAACCUCUUCACCUGGAAUCAGUUCUAGGGCUGCCUCUGCUGCUGAUGCCCAGUGUGUUGGGGCAAGCUUGUUAGCAUGCAAGAACGAUGAGUCCGUACCAAAAGGGCAACGCUCAUGGCUAGUGAUGUAGCCAUAAGAGAUAAUUCAACGUUGGUGGCUGCUGAUGUAUCUGUACAAGAAAGGGUGACAUUGGUAGCUGGCGAUGCAUCUGCACGCAAGAGUGGGACGCAUAUCGUGAAUGAUGCACCCAUACGAAAGAGUGCAACGUUUGUUGUUAGUAGAGCACCCACACGAAAGAGCUCUACAUUUUUGGCAACUUCUGGUAACGGCGCUAGGCCCAGUGCCACAUUUGCUGUCUCUCCUCCAGACUACAGCAUUGUUCAGAUCAAUGAUGGCACCACUGUGGAUGAAAGCAACAGGGAUGCACCUUCAUCAAUGAAAGUUCACUCCUCAGCAACCCGCGUUCGUUCGGUAAAGCAUUCCACUGCAGCUGUACACCAACCAGAAAACAGUUGCAGCAACCAAGGUGCUACCGUUUCGAGGUCUAGGAAAAGGCUGCAGUUCACGGCAGUCGACUUGCAGACUUCACAAAGCACCAUGGAAGGUAUGGGCCUCCAUGCCAACGGUUGUGCAGAAAAUGGUCAUGAAAACAUGCCAGCUGUGCCUGUCGCAAGCAAGGGGCUUUUUGACGUGUCCCGCAUUCAGGCUCUUCCCAACCCCGGGGAGACCUCAAGUCAUCAGCUGCACGCUACGUCAUGUAGGGUCCUGCAGCGUUCCACUGGAUCUCGUGUUGAUGACGGGGACAUGCUUACGGACGUCCCAGAGCCAUUUCUUGUCGGUAACAACUCAACAACAUCCUCCUCUGCAGACAGCCAGCAUCCCUCCAGGAGCUUCGAGACUGCCAGCCAACAGACAUGCCACACGGAAAAUAGCAAGCCCACCGGAGCAGUAUUGAAAUCUCCCGAUGCCAACGUCUGCAUCCCAAUCAACAUGUUUUACUCUUCUUCCUCGAAGAAGCGGAGCAAAUUGCCAAGUACGCCUUCUGCGAGGUCGUCGGAGAAGUGCAGGUCAACGGCAAAGAAGAGGCGACCGAAGCAGGCAGCUGCAAAAGGCAGCGGCUCCAAGCGCCAUAUUUGCUCUCCCGUGCCGACCAGCACAAAGCGGCGGAGACCGUUGCAAUUGCAAAAUACAAACAGUAAGGCCGAGUCAGUGCGCAAGGCAGCUGUCAGUGCCACGAGCGCUUCAAAGACUCGACAAAGAAUUGAACGAACUGGAAGCUCAGUAAUGGACAUCCUACGAUCAGUCUUUUCGUACCAACCAAAACUGCGAAGCCUGCCUCCAUCUCCGGUGGCCAGCUCGACUCCCACAAACGCGUCGAGUCCUCCAGUAGAGUUGCCAGACAGCUCAGUGUUACUAGAGGAGUUUAACGUGCCUGACGACUUGAGCCCCCAGUCUACCCUGAAAGCCUUGGAUGCUGUGCAGGCACGGAUCACUCGGAGAUUGGGCGAAAUAGCAGGCUCCCGUGCUGAAGGAAAUCCAUCGUCAUCAGUUAAGGACUGCGUGGUCGCGGAUAUCCCUCCCUAUGAACUUUCGGACCCACAGCUGGACCUGACGGCCAACAUCGACAUCCUUGGCAUUAUCGACCGCCUCGAUGACACGAACAUCAGGGAGACCCUCUACUGGAGCUUCUACAACAUUCCUGAGGAGACACGCAAACACUGGGAGCUGUACGAAUGCGUCCUGGAAGCCGACAGAGCAGCUUUUGGUUUCAUCAAAGGUCGUGUCAAGCUACUGGUAUGGCUGGGGGACUAUGUCAAGCUACCCAACUCGGGCGACAGGCUCACCCUCGCCCGAGCGGCUGCGAGCGGUGAGGUUCGCCAUCGUGCCAAGGUCAUCACGAGGCUGCGUUAUAAGGUUACAUGCAGGUGCAAAGCUCAGUUCAACCAGUACAUUUUGCAGCGCCUUCAGGAUGAGCAUAAGGCGGACGAACUACUCAAGAAGUACCCCACCACGGACUGCCUAGGAAAGCUGCUGGAAGAGCUGGGAAGGUUCAUAGUGCGCUACCGUCCGCUUUCUCGGGACAUUGCCAUCAUUGCGUCGGACCAUCGCCACACCUUCCGGCAUCCAGUGCUUUCGUACCAGAUCGUUGCCCCAAGUCGCUUAAUCUGGUUCCAUCCUUGACCUCCCAAUCGACGUAGACGUGUACCCGAAUGCAGUGAUUGUGCCAUCGAUGCGUCCUUACUCGGACGAGUACAGCGUCAUCACAACCGAGAAGCUACGCCGGAUCACCGCUCGCGUCCAGCCCGGUCCCGAAUACAUCGUUCGAUUGGUUGACGAGAUUGACGACUUUCUCAAGAAGUAGCUGGAUAGUGGAAAGUAAAGCUACCAGACUUGCGCAGACUUUCAAGCUAGAUCAGAGUAGUCUCCUGAUGGUAUGUCUGUUGACUCUCCUUUGCCUGCGCGACUUGCAAGUUCUGGUUGAAUUGUGAACAAGCCAGAGCUGGAGGUCUGUUUGUGCUUAUUCCUUAAGCUAUUUAUUAUUUGAAGCAACCACAGGAGUAUCAACCAAUGGAGUUGCUUCAAUUUUUGAAAUCAUUUGACUUAUACAGUGAAAGAUUGUAUAUGAGUACUUCUAUCCUUAACCAUGUGUGUUGUUUAUUUCUAAUGAGACUCCACAGGCAUGUUUUAUCUUGUAUGUCUGUGCUUUCUUUUUAAUCAUGUGAUUUUAGCUAAAGUACAAUGCUAAAUGUUUCCAAUAAAGAGGCUAAUGUUUCGUAUAGUGGCCUCUGGUUUCUUUAGAUAUUUCUUGGCAAUUGUGAAUGUGCAGGGUCUGCCACUAUUCAGUCUUUAUCCACGCCUGUUGUUCCAAGCAAUCCUCAAAACCUUGUCAAUGAAACCAGAUGUGUAGUUUUUACCAUGUCUGUAUGAAGUGCAAACUAAUGUUCCUGCUGUAUAUUAAAUGCUUAUGUUACACACUGU
This is a messenger RNA of Rhipicephalus microplus (southern cattle tick), 2980 nucleotides long. RefSeq lists its product as uncharacterized. The record is from RefSeq and is a predicted model, not a curated record. Lineage: Eukaryota; Metazoa; Arthropoda; Arachnida; Ixodida; Ixodidae.